AGUGAAGAUAUUGGUGAUCUAGGUCCUAUCAGAUGGCAACUGUUACUGUGUUAUUUACUGGCCUGGAUCUUUGUCUGUGCUACUCUCAGUCGAGGGGUUAAAUCUUCAGGAAAAGUGGUAUAUUUCACCGCGACCUUCCCCUAUAUAAUAUUGGUGAUUCUGUUUAUUCGAGGUAUCCUACUUGAAGGAGCUUACGAUGGUAUAAUGUUCUAUAUCACCCCUGAUUUAGACAGACUGGCCUCGGCUGAUGUUUGGAAGGACGCAGCUGUUCAGAUUUUCUUCUCUCUCUCGGCCUCGUGGGGUGGACUGAUAGCCCUGUCCAGUUAUAAUAAAUUUCACAACGAUUGUUUCAGGGACACCGUCAUCGUUACGUUUGGUAAUUGUUUAACUAGUGUGUUUGCUGGGUUUGUUAUUUUCUCCUACCUUGGUUUCCUAGCUCAGGAUACUGGCAUGGCCAUAGCUGAUGUCGCAGAGAAAGGUCCUACGUUAGCCUUCGUGGUGUAUCCAUUCGCUGUAACGAAGCUACCCAUCUCGACUCUAUGGAGUAUUCUGUUUUUUAUCAUGUUGGUCACUCUCGGUGUCGACAGUCAGUUUGUGUUGGUAGAAACUGUCUCCACGUCUUUCUUGGAUCUCUUCCCAAGAGCCAGGAAGUUUAAAGCUGCCACGGUUUUUGGUUUCGGGUUGUUAUUUUUCUUGUUGGGUUUGACCCUCACAACCAACGGAGGUGUUCACAUGUUAGAUCUAAUAGAUUAUUAUGCUGGUGGAUGGAAUGUUCUGGUUAUUGCUCUAUGUGAAUGUAUAGCACUCGGUAUGGUUUACGGAUGUCGAAGAUUUACGGCUGAUAUAGAAACUAUGCUGGGAUCUAAAGUCUGUGGAAUCUUCCCGUUUAUUAUCUGGAAAUAUUGGUUUAGUUUAUGUUGGGUUGUUCUUACUCCCUUAGCUCUCCUGUUUAUUUUAUUCUACUCGUUGAUUUUCUAUACCCGACUGGACUCUCAACCCCAUUGGGCUGAUGCCUUAGGGUGGGGAAUGACCCUCAGUGUGAUCCUGGCUAUAUUUAUACCUGCUAUUGUUCUCUUAAUCCAAACACCUGGUACCAUAUCACAGAGAUUUAAAAUUCUGACUACCCCGACUAGAGAAUGGGGACCCGCCCUUCCUAAAUACAGA
Molecule: messenger RNA, 1164 nt
Organism: Lottia gigantea (owl limpet)
Lineage: Eukaryota; Metazoa; Mollusca; Gastropoda; Lottiidae
Exons: 9
Biological process (GO): sodium ion transmembrane transport
Cellular component (GO): membrane
Source: RefSeq, a predicted model, not a curated record